GACAUUUAUCAUAUAAUGGCCGGUAAAACACUAAAACUUCUUAAAUUAACUGUCGCAAUGUUAUCACUAGUUGGUGAACAAAGAUUUCUCAGAGUUUGGAAGUCAUUCGAAUAUCCUCAUCAAUGGUCAAAACUUCCAAACCCUAUAAGUCAUGUUGAAAGUUUUAUGAUGUCAGACUGUAUUCGGCUAGGAAUGGUAAUGCUAUUUAUAUUAAAUAGAUCAUUGGAUGCAAACUCUUUUAAACCAACAAAACUAGUAAAAUUACAAAGGCGAUCAGGUUUGCAGCGCAAUCAAGUAGCUAAUGCAAUCAUUAAUUGCUGGUCGAUUGUGGCCAAAUGUACUCGCUUAGUAUUUAAAUUUCUAUUAUCAAUCAGUGACUACAAAGAAUUUGAAAAGAUUCUAAAAGAAGAAAGAGAAGUCUUGACUAUA
Racocetra persica is the source of this 429-nucleotide messenger RNA. The record is from the annotation of a GenBank genome assembly. Lineage: Eukaryota; Fungi; Glomeromycota; Glomeromycetes; Diversisporales; Gigasporaceae.